AUGUGGUCCUCUCUGUCGCUCUGUUAGGUGGUUGCAGCGUUUUUCCAGGACGAGUAAAACUACAAACCUGCCAGCCGCAGGAGGACGGCUAACCUCGGCGUCUGUCUGCCGGGAGGCAGCCACAAUGUUGGCGCUCCUGUCUGUGCUGCUUUUCUGGGGCUCUUCUCCGGUUUGUGCGGUUUUUCAGAGACUUUACUGCAGCAUCUCAGACUCCUGCGAAUGCGACUUUAAGCCCAGUAUCAGAGACUUGGAGUGGGACCUCUACAAGAACGUGUACGGACAACAUCUGGUUCAAGACAUUGUGUCAGAGGAGGUGGCAGCGUUCCUUAAGAAUAAAAGCCCGGAUCGGCCCCUGGUGCUGUCCUUCCAUGGCCCGUCUGGGACGGGAAAAACUCUGGUCAGCUCCAUGCUGGGGAAUCAUCUGUACGGCUCGGCCAUGAGCAGCCCGUACGUCCACCAGUUUGUUCCCACGCUGCACUUCCCCUUUCCUCAACGCGUUAAUGAGUACAGGGAAGAAUUGAAGAGCUGGGUUCAGGGGAACCUGACAGAAUGUGCUCGUUCAGUCUUCAUUUUUGAUGAGAUGGAGAAAAUGCCCUCAGGCCUCCUCAGUGUGCUGGAGCCAUUCCUUGGCCCCUCCCAUGUUGUAUUUCGCACCAAUUACCGCAAGGCCAUCUACAUCUUCAUCAGCACCACAGGAGAGGAGGUGAUCAACAAAGUGGCUCUGGAGAACCGGCAGGCUGGACGCGACAGGGAGGAGAUCAAGUUGAUCGACCUGCAGGAGGCCAUCGCACAGACUGCUUACAACAGCAGCUCAAGCGGCUUCUUCCAGUCCAGCAUCAUCCAGCACAAUCUCAUCACUCGCUUUGUUCCAUUUCUGCCGUUGAGCCGACGCCACGUCGAGCGCUGCGCUCGCUCUCAGCUCUGCCAGCAGGGCAGCUGCAGCCGCAGUGACGUGGUGGAGGCAGUAGGGGGCGACAUGGUCUACACUCCUGUGCAGGGACAGUACUUCUCCACCACCGGCUGUAAGGCUGUUCCUGCCAAGAUCAACUUCUUUCUUUGAGAAGGUUGAGGAACAUUUUAUUGGUUUUAAAGGACUGAAAGGUAGAACUCCUUCAGAGGUGAGACAAUGGAAUGAAACCCUCUGUUACUUGGAGGUCAAAGGUCAGAGCAACGUCUGGAGCAGGCAGGGAUUCAGAGUCGAGGAUGAAGACGCCACUGCUGUGAUGUCCAUCUAAGCGCAGCAGAGUUCAUCUCUCCACACUCUACCUCAGAUGCUCUUUUAAUGUAUGAACUUGGGAUGAUUUCAGGUUCAAGUGUUCCACCUGGACGUCAUUAGCUAAUUUCCUUUAGGUUAAUUUAUCUGGUUUUAAUUUAUUUUUAUUAUAUCAUUUUUGCCAAUGUACUGCACCAGCCUGUGUAAAGCAGUGGGAGCUGUUCAUGUGUUAACAGCAGCAGAAAGAGGCUCAUGCUUCUUGGUGUUUACAGAUCAAAAGUGUUGCAUUGAGAAAACCCUUUUUUAAUACAAGGUAGUGAGAAGUAGCUGCGAGUCACAGAUACGACCGCUGCAUUGUCAAUGUGUAUGUUGACAAGAGAAUGAACUCAAAUACUACAAUAAGAGAUACAACAUAUACAGUACAGGUUUUAAUGAUCAUUGAUGUGAGGGGGUUUUGGUUUGACUUCACCGUUUGUCCUCCAAAACACAAUGAAACUCCAUGUGACAUCAGAUGUUGGGCCAAACUUAGCUUCUGUUUUGCCAAAGUAAUGAAAUAAUGAAAGAACACAGUUCGUUUAAAACUGUAACACAGAUUGUGUGGCUGCACGUUGUGGCGUCUGCCAUGAGGUGGCGGUAAAGACUAUCAGGAGUGGAAGAGGUGAAGCAGAGUUCAGCUGCGGCUCUGUGAUUUUAACACAGUUCCCUCACUAGUGGGUUCUGUAGAGCAAACGCUGGUUUUAUUAUGUUGUGUACAUGCAAGUGUUUAAACACAAAGUGCACUUUACCUACAGGACAAAGAACAACGUGGUUCAGUCCUCAGUGUGUGAAGACGCUGACAGUGAGUCUCUACUGGCUCUAAAUCUUUAAUGACUGAAGUUGUAUCAGGUUGUCUGUAGAACUGUGGCAGCGCGUUGGCUCAUUAAAAUGCAAAUGGGGAAAGUGAAAGUGAAACAGAACAAAACCCACCUGAUGCGGAGACGCACAAUCAUCAGGUGACUCAGUCUGUAUUAUCUGUACCUGUUCGUGAAUGAAGCCUUCAGCUCUCGGGCUUCGCCUUCGCUUCAUUUCAAGGAUUGUGCUUCUGCAGACGCUGAGUCUGUCUCUUCAUCAGCUGCUGAAGGCGCAGGUGUUCAGAUCAGUCAGGCAGUUCUUGUCCUGCCACGUCACCUGUCCCACAGCAGUGUGCGAUGAAAAUACAAUUUAAACACCGUGAA
Molecule: messenger RNA, 2427 nt
Organism: Betta splendens (Siamese fighting fish)
Lineage: Eukaryota; Metazoa; Chordata; Actinopteri; Anabantiformes; Osphronemidae
Gene: tor2a
Product: torsin family 2, member A
Exons: 5
Coding region: 125-1060 (311 amino acids)
Cellular component (GO): endoplasmic reticulum lumen; nuclear envelope
Molecular function (GO): ATP hydrolysis activity; ATP binding
Source: RefSeq, a predicted model, not a curated record